Messenger RNA from Macrobrachium nipponense, 6395 nucleotides. RefSeq lists its product as uncharacterized. The record is from RefSeq and is a predicted model, not a curated record. Lineage: Eukaryota; Metazoa; Arthropoda; Malacostraca; Decapoda; Palaemonidae.
UUACAUUUCAGAAUAUCUUACAUAAUAUCAGAACUUGCGUAGAAUAUCGAAGGAAGUGUGUGUCACUGUAUCCUCUUGCAACAGUGUCUCAUUAUGGAUUAUUGUGGUAAUUAUAUGUGUUGGGGAAGACGUCACUAGUGCAUCAUCAUUAUUUUUAUCGACUCUACAAAACCAGUGAUAUAAGAUUCAAUAUAAGAUUCCCUUCUAAGGAAGGCAUCGCGACAUAUUGCAUAUUUGUGGUGAAACGAAACUGACGCCAGAAAACGAUCUAGAAAAAAAAAAGUCCGAAGAAAGCUCGUGAAAUAAACAAAAGACAAACGAAAAAAAAAUGUAAUGUAUCAAUUUCAUAGUGGCAGGAAAGAGCCAACCUCAGAUCUCCGUGACAACGUGUCCGUCAAUUGUCUCCCCCCGAUUUUCCUUUCCGGCACUCGGCCCUCUUCUUCACUCCCCCUCCCCCUCCUCCACCCCCACCACCCACCACCUCCUCCUCGAGGCAUGACUGGCUCUUUUGAGUGUCUCUAAUUCUGUCGUUUUUUUUUUUUUUGUCUCUUUUCCUAUUCAGUAUUUUAUGAACAAACGGUGACAAUGUUAUCUUGCUUCUUUGUGUGAGGAAAGUGCUCGUGUUCUGGAAUACCUGUGGCAUAACUUGGACCGAAUUCACAAAAUGUUACUCAAGAGAACAAUUGCGUAUGCACUGACUUGCAUCGUGCUGCCAAACUGUGUGUGUAAUGCAGCGGCAACCGCGCAUAUAAAAAGCCUCACCAUAAGGAGAUCUGAUCCGCUGUACGAAAUCCUACGAUCUCCGAAGUCCCUCAGUAGGAGGGAUUCUUCUUCGGCUACUGAAGGCGUUUCUGUCCAGCACCCAGAGCCACAAGCUCCGUUGCGGCCUCUAGAGCUGGAUGUGCUCAGCGAAGAUGACAAAGAAAGAAGAAUGGGCGGCGUUCUGGUUUAUUAUCCUUACCCGGAGGCUCCAGACGCCAUGCAGAACGAACAGAAUUACCUGGAAAGCCAUGUGGAUGACCCACCCUUUGAGGUUCCAGACGUGAGCCCGUCCGCGCUGGAGUAUUUUCUGGUCAAAAAAGCCAUGUCUCGAGAAGGGGGAGCCGAAAAUUCGGGUCUGGACAUCCGGUCUCGUCUAGGAGAAACCACGUUGCAAAAAGUGAUGCACAAGAGAGACCCGGCCAUCGGCAAACCCUACCAGAAAACGCUGGUGGUUUCUCCUUCCUCUUCCGUCAAAAAAGACCUGUCUGCGGACACCAGGAGUACCAGGAGGAGGAGGGACAGGAGACCUCCCACGAGUCUCGUGGCACCUGCAGCUUCUUCUGCUCAGGACGACGACGACACGGACGGUAAAACGCUAAUAAGGCCGCCGGUCCUGAAGAGAGAAAAACGAUAUUAUCCAAAAGCUCGGAAUAAUGAGUUGAUCGCCACCGACGAGUCUGACCCAGUUCCAGUCGGCGGGAGCACGGAAGUGGCCUCUGCCCGCCAAUUCUCGAUCGGAAUCGGAGGGAUUGUCAAUACGAUCACCUUCGGGUUUUUCCCGAGGCUUCUCACUGCGCUUGAGAACCCCGCCAUUAUAGUGAUGCUUCUCAUUUUAAAUGGAUGGUUCGCCUAUGCAACGUUCUCCGGAUUCUUGUUCAACCCGGGAAUCAUCAUCAACCCCAAUGGCGACGGGGGCGGUGGAGGGAGCAGUUCUUCCUCCUCUUCGUCAGGAGGGUCCUCCUCCAGCAGUUCUGGAAUAAGCGUCAUCGCUGCCAGCGUCGCCGGCGACACCCCCAUCGAGGUUGCACCUCCGUCUGUGACGGGUGAUUCACCUAUCCCUGUGUUAACUGGAGACGAAGCUGGUAUAUUGGAUGGGCCAGUUGGUGCAGCUUCCGGAACAGAAGAAGGUGUUCCUCCUCCAGAAGGUGAUGGUACUCCAGGAGGUGGAGACACUUCAGGAGAUGGAGGUACUCCAGGCGGCGGAGAUACUUCAGGCGGCGGAGAUACUUCAGGCGGAGAUACUUCAGGCGGAGGAGAUACUUCAGGCGGCGGAGAUACUUCAGGCGGCGGAGAUACUUCAGGCGGCGGAGAUACUUCAGGCGGAGAUACUUCAGGCGGAGGAGAUACUUCAGGCGGCGGAGAUACUUCAGGCGGCGGAGAUACUUCAGGCGGCGGAGAUACUUCAGGAGCUGGAGGUACUCCAGGAGCUGGAGAUACUUCAGGAGGAGGAGAUACUUCAGGAGGCGGAGAUACUCCAGGUUUAGUUUCUCCCCCAGAAGUUAUUCCUCCUCAAGUUGCCCCUCCAGAGGUUCCAGGGAGCGAAACUAUUCCAACUGAUGGAGCUGGAUCAGGAGACAAUUUACUUCCAACCAUUCCAGUUAUUUCUCCAGUGGUUCCAGGUGGUGGAGCCGCCGUCAUAAGACCUUCAUCAACAACGGAUAAAGAAUACGGGCAUGUGACUGGGGCUUCUACACAAGGUGAAACAACGGAAGGCAGUCACGAGACGCUCUUGAUAGAUGGACAAGUCUGGCAGAUUGUGUCCAACAUUUCGCAAGCUAGUUUUACUCCCACUGACGGAGAUAAUACAGAUGAUUCCAUUCUCCCACUGCCAGCACCACGGCCUACUCCUUCUGAAGGAGCAGUUUCAAUUUCAUGGAUAGGAACUACAGAUGGUAGUGCUCUUAUUGGAGAAGGUGACAAUGUUGGUAACACUGAGCAGCCAGAGCCAACAGUUGCACCAAGCUACCCGGUCCUCCAUGCUUGUUUAGUGCUUGGUGGAGAUGUGCCCUCUUGUGUUGCACAAGCCGAGCUCUAUGGGCAGCUGCUGUACGAGCAUACCAUCAAUGCUUUACAAAAACCUUCGCCUGAGGAUGCCACAGAACAGCCACACUUGACUCCAGAAAUGAUUGACAAGAUCACAGAAGCUUCACUUCUUGGUGUAGAUAAAAACCAGUUUGUGCUCAGCAAUUUCCCUCAUGCUUCCUUCUUACAGCCAGCGGGGCAGGAGCCAAUAAAAGGGGAUGUCAUAGAGAGUGGUGAAUUGCCUAGCCCUGAGCCACAACACAAACCACUCAUUCAGCAGAUCCUGUCACAGAUACAAGUAGCUCAGGCUUCCACUCCUUACGUUGAACUAAUGCAGACUACAAUCAAGAAUAAGACACUGGUAGCAGGACAUAUACAAGGAGUAGAUGGGCAAAAUGAGCGACCCACCCCAUCUGCUAUGCUCUCCCAGGAAUCUUCCGAGCUGGGUGUAAGCCAUACACCUGUGAAAUAUCCUAAUAAGGAAGAUCACAUAGUGUCCCCGGUUGAUGAUUAUCCUUCAACAACACCAGAUUCUUUUCAGACUCACUCUCCUAUCUUGACCAUACAAGAAAAACCACCAAACAUAAAUAUCAUAACAGAACUCCACCCACACGCACAAUUAGUCACAGAGUUGCCUCCAGAUGAUGAUGAAUUACUGAUAGCAAAUGAACACCCUCAUGCUGUGUUGGUGGAGAAUGACCCACCUAAUGCUGAGGUUAUUCAAACCUUAUAUCCCCCAGACCAUUUACUAGACGUUAUACUAACCCAUCAUGAUCAACCCCUUACAAACAGGGAAGUUGAUUCUUCUAAAGACAAAAAAUCAAGGGCUGCACGAAUGCACCAUUCAUGGAGACGUGGUUAGCCGUUUCACAUAGGCAGGGUUCGCCAAAAUUAUUUAAAAUAGCAGUAAAUCAUUGAUGUAUUCAGUACAUCAGUCCACUGUCUAGAAUCCAAGAAGUUUAUUUUGAAAUAUAAAUACAAUAAAACUGUUUCUUCUACAUAGUAUAUGUACAAUACAGUAUUUAUUGUAUAAAGAUAUGGCCAUACAAAAACAUUUAAAAUAAAUAGUAAAUUAAUAGAGUAACUGCAACUACAAGUAUUAACCAUCCUGCAUGUGUUGGUAAUGUCUGUGUACUAAUUCACAUACUGUAAUUUUGUCACUGUUACUAUAAUGGCAGUAUGAAUCCCACAUUUCAAAAUAAUGCAACUAACACUGCUGUUCUUACAUACCAAAAUAGGUAUAGUAUACCAUGAGGCUGAAUUUUAGUCUUUUAUAUAAGUAUUGUCUUCUGCCACUAAUACGUAUUACAAUUAUUUUAUUGAAAAGCGAACACAGUUUGUUCCAAUUUUGUCAGUGAUGUUAUUUCUCAAGGUAUCAUACAUGUUAUUUGUAAGUGUUACAGGAGAUGAAUUAGGAAAUAAAACUGAGCAUACUUUAUGUGCUUGUUUUUAAUGUAUUAUUUAGGCUUAGAGCUUAAGAAGUUGUUGCCAUUUAUCAUAGAUAUAUAGUAUUACUAUAUUAAAAAUGUCAUUCCUAUUAUCUUAAUCUUAUAGUUAAUUCUUGUAACCAUUUGUGAUAAUGUUCACAUGUGUAUGCCUCUCAGUUCUCCUGCGGUGAUAAAAAAAUUUCUUAGUGCCAAUUUCUUGGUGCAUGAUUGGUAUUUCUAAUAUCAUCUCAACCUGCAUAGUCUAUAAUUAAGGACUUCAUUGAUUUUGAUGAAUUAUAUAUUCCAAAUUAGCCUAUAUUCUAAAAAGCCUUUUAUUACUGUCAUAAGCUCUUGUGUUUAUUAGAAACUGCCUAACAUCAAUGAAGAGCAAGGAAGGACUUUCUUUGGCACAGUAUGGAACUUGUUUUCAACAAAGACAGGAAAUUUUGCAAAUACUGUAUCACGAAACCCUUGUAUUGACUCUUAACGUUUACAAACAGCAUGGAAAAGGAUCUCUUAAUGGGCUGUGCAAAAAUACCUUGUUGGCAGUCAUAGGAUAAUGCAACACCCUGCUUCCUCCACAAAUGACAUAUUUAUUUACGCGUGACAUUAGUGUUAAAUUGUUGCUGUAGUUUUUUUCUUUUUCCUGUUGUUUAAUUCAUGACUGUCAUUAGUUUUGUUUUGUUUUAUGUUAAUAUUUAUGCUAUUUAUUUACCUAAUUUAUUUUGGUUAUUAUAUAUUUACUUGUACCUCUCCGUUAGAAGUAAUACUUUGUUAUAUCAAUAAUUAAAUGACAUACUUUUGUUAUGACUGAUCUUAUAUCCAUAUCAAGUGCUGCAUUAGAUUGAUAAUCUCAAUAUUUGCACCAGGUGAAUUGUUUUCUUCAAGUGAGCAGGACUCGAGAUAUCAAACAUAACACCAAAAUACAGCUUUCUAUUUUUUGAUAGUGGAUUUUUUUCCUAUCUCAAAAUUUUGUUUUAACUGUAAUGCAUAGCAGUCUCUAAUAUCCACUUAAGAAUUGGAUUUAACAGGAGCCACAGCACAGCCACAUUUUCUUUCAUUUAUAGAAAGGCGAUUGAACUGGAAAAGAUUUGGUGCUACAAUACAUGUUUAACAUUUCUGAUUAGAGAGCUUUAGAGGCAAGUGGAUCUUAGAGCUGACUUCAUUACCUUCUGAAGCUAUCAAUGGGAAUCCAUUUUACAAUUUGCUUCGCAAUUUCAGACAAAGAGGAUUAUUCAUUUUCCUGUCCUUAUAUUGAAAAAAUUUGAACAAUAAUUUGUCUCAUGUGGCCAACUCAUUUUGUCCCAAGAAGUUAUGUCCUCAGAAGCAGCUAAUGUUUACAGAGUUCUAUUAUCCUAAGCUGUGUUUAGUUUUAUCUGUUAUCAAUUUUCCAAACUGCGCAACUUAACGUAGCUCCAAAUUUCACCUCGCUUAAAGAAAAUAAUGAAGUCUCGCCCUAGUGAGCCAAAAAAUGUGACUCAUCUGUAUAAAAUAUUAUUGUAUUCGAAUUACUUUUUAAUGUGGAUCUAAUGAUAACUCGAACAGUGUGUCAAUUGUCAAACCAAAAGCCAAGCUACAUUGGUAGGGUAUCUAAGGAGUUCACUCAUCCUUGAAAUUUGAGCCCAAAAGGAAUUUCGUACUGAAACUUGCAACUUACAUGAUCCUCCAAAUCAGAGUUCAGUUGUUCCACAAAUGUACACCAAUUUUAACAUAUGUGCUGGUCUCUCAUUGAACUUUGCUGGUCUCUCAUUGAACUUGACUCCCUGGGAAUAAGUUAAUACUGAUAUACAAAUUCUAUCAAUGCCAAUUGUUUUAUUCAGCUGAGCAUGUUUUAUCAAUUUCUAAUUCUGGUGGGAUUUGCAAUAUGGGCAGCUUGUAUCCAGUAGGCUUUUAUGUAAAUAUUGUAGCAAUAGAACUAUCUGUCUGUAAAUAAAAAGCAUUUGGGUUGCUUAAAGCGGUGGGAAGAGGCCUUAAACAUGGUUAUAUUAUUGCUCGAACAUUGUUAAUUUUUUAAAAUAAAUUUGCUUAUAAAAUAUGUUUGCUUGGCCUUGUCUCUUUUGCAUCUUGUAACACAGGGGUUCAAACCUGAAAGUAUACCUAGCUUGAGUUAACAGCAAGUUCGACCCACUUUUUUUUUUUAGCCAUGGAUGCCAUAGUUCAGUUCCCGAAGCUAAUCACAAGUAC